Sinocyclocheilus grahami is the source of this 2122-nucleotide messenger RNA. Its product is annotated as melanophilin-like. The record is from RefSeq and is a predicted model, not a curated record. Gene Ontology annotation, molecular function: myosin binding; small GTPase binding; actin binding. Gene Ontology annotation, biological process: intracellular protein transport. Gene Ontology annotation, cellular component: cortical actin cytoskeleton. Lineage: Eukaryota; Metazoa; Chordata; Actinopteri; Cypriniformes; Cyprinidae. The transcript has 16 exons. Bases 164 to 1879 code for a protein of 571 amino acids.
CUCACAUUAUCUGCCUCAUCCUGAGACACUUGGCAAGAGCAGCUACUUGUCUGCAAGCAAGGAGCUGCUGAGACUGGACUGAAAACAGUCAUACCCAAUGAAUGAACUUUUGAUCAUGAUUAUGACUGCAGUGCUUCAUAUGAAGAUCAACUAAGCUCCGAAUAUGGACAAGAAGUUGGACCUGUCCAGACUAACAGAAGAGGAGGCCAAACAUGUGUGGGAGGUCAUUCAAAGAGAUUUUGACCUCAGGAAGAAGGAAGAGGAGAGGCUUGGUGAGAUUAAAUCCAAGAUCGAGAAGGAAGAAACAAAGAGGGAACUCCUGGGCUCUCAGUCAAACUUGACUGACUCUCACUGUAUCCGCUGCCUGCAGCCAUUUAAGUUCCUGGUGAACAGCAAACGGCAGUGUAUGGACUGUAAACUCUACACCUGCAAGAGCUGUAGCCGCUACAACAAGAAGGAGCAUGGCUGGGUAUGCGACCCCUGCCGCAUGUCCAGGGUCCUGAAAAUUGGAACCUUGGGGUGGUACCAUGACAAUAUACACUCUCGCUUCAAGCGUUUUGGCAGCGCAAAAGUGAUGAGGUCACUGUACAAGAGAUUAAAUGAAGAGGGGCACCGUGAUGAUGACACACAGAGCAUGCCUGAUGUGCGCAAUGUGUAUAAUGGUCAUGAUGAACAUUUGGAUGCAUCUGAAGCUCAACGUUAUAAGCAGAUGCGAAAGACCAAGCGUCUUCUCUCUGUCCACCCCAUGGAUCUUGACAUGGACGACUAUGCCACUCACUCUCGCAGACAGUCUGUCCAGUACAUGCAUGAAGACAGAGGUCAGCGGAAUGAUGUAGAAUACAACUCUGACAUGUACCAUCACCAUCAUCAUCAUCGCAUGAACCGCAGGAAAAGUCUUGACAAGUUCUCGCGCCCAGAUGAAGGCAUGCACUCUGAACACAGAAUGGUACGCGCUCGCUCGCUCUCUAAAAUCAACUCCUCUGUGGCUCCACGCCAGAUUUACCUGGAUACUUCAGAAGAGGACGAUAUGUUCCGAUACCCUGUCUACCAGCUGCCCCCACGACGCCGCAGUCGAGCAUCAUCUCAGGAAAACAUUCAUCAGAGCGCACCACCGAUCAAUGAACUGAACAAGAGAAUGUAUGCCAUUGAGAGUCUCUUAAAUCGACUGGAAGAGAAAAUUACUUUGCCUCCUGAUCAGCCUGUCCAGCCCACAGCAGGGCAGAUGGAGGAGGAGAAGCUGAGGAGAAAACUAGAUGAGCUGAUGAGUGACAAGGCGCUGUCCUCUGACGAGGAUGAGCCGAAAAAACCUUCUCAUUCUAAAGGGUCCGCUGUGAGGGGGGACCAUGCACCAAUGGCCACUACAUGCCAAGAACCCCUGAGCUCCUCCAGUGAUGAAAUUCCCACUGAAGCACAAAAGAGAUCCACCGCGGCGGCCCUAUGCGACAUCACAACUGAGAUUCUAAGAACAAUUAAUGCCACUGAAAACGCUAUGAACGAGUUGGCCCCCUCAAAUCCUAAUGACAGACCUCAGUUAGCGGGCACAGAUCUUAAGCAGGCUGAUGAUGCUUUCAGGGAACUUGAGGAAAAUGUGUACAUGACUGCAGGGAAGUCCUUCGAAAUGGCAAAAAAGUUGCAAAUGAUUGAGCAGAAUGCUAAGAAUCACUACAGCGGCCCGUUAACUGAUUCAGAGCUCUCUGAACUGGAGGACCAGGUUGCUUUGGCAGCUGCUAAGGUUCAGAGCACAGAAAGUGAGGUUUCAGACAUUGAGAGCAAGAUUUCUGCUCUAAGUGCUAAAGGAUUAUCAUUUGAUAAAGCCAAGAAAAAGGCACUGAGUAUACAACAAAAAAGGAAGUUUUCCCAAGACAGAGUACACUUUUAAGUGUAUACAGGACAUCACGUUAACUUCUUUAGCAUAGUCUUACAUAUUCCCUAUAUCAAUAUUUCUGUGCCUAUAUUACUUGACAGUGUGCUUCAUAUGUACAAGGUUUUUGACACUGAUCUUGACUUAGCACCAGUAAACUCAUUGUGUCUUGUGUAAAUUGUCUUAAUCAAAUCCCAACCUAAAUAAAAUUAUUAAUAGUUAAAAUAAUGAAACAAUACAGACAGAUGAUGUCAAACAAUA